AUGAAAGUGGCUCUCAUGAGGACCGCCACAGGAAAGGAAGACGCAGAGUCACCUCUGCUGCAGAGGGUCACCAUAUCAAGAGAAGAGAACGUGGCGACGUUCCGUGGUUCUGAGUACUUCUGCUACGACCUGUCCCAGAACCCCAUCCAGUCAUCCAGUGAUGAGAUCACACUCUCAUUCAAGACGUGGCAGAGGAACGGUCUCUUGCUCCACACAGGGAAGUCUGCUGACUAUGUCAACCUGGCCCUAAAGGACGGGGCGGUGAGCCUGGUCAUCAACCUGGGCUCCGGGGCCUUCGAGGCCAUUGUGGAGCCCGUCAACGGGAAGUUCAACGAUAAUGGCUGGCACGACAUCAAGGUCACACGCAAUCUCAGACAGGUAACCAUGGAGACUGAGCAGACAUAG
Molecule: messenger RNA, 405 nt
Organism: Oncorhynchus nerka (sockeye salmon)
Lineage: Eukaryota; Metazoa; Chordata; Actinopteri; Salmoniformes; Salmonidae
Product: neurexin-3-like
Exons: 3
Coding region: 1-405 (134 amino acids)
Source: RefSeq, a predicted model, not a curated record